AUGGAGGCUGAGGAUGAUCAGCGCCGUCCACACGGGGAUCCCUUCCCGGAUGUCAUGAAUGAUCCUGCCUAUGCCACAAAUACAGAUGCCAAAGGGAAGGGCUCAGAUGAACCGGAUACCUGCCGAAUAUGUCGUGGGGAGGGGUCCGAGGAAGAGCAAUUGUUCUAUCCAUGCAAAUGCAGUGGAAGCAUCAAAUUCGUCCAUCAGGCCUGCCUGAUGGAGUGGCUGUCGCAUUCCCAAAAGAAGUACUGCGAACUCUGCAAAACGCCGUUCCGAUUCACGAAAUUAUAUGAUCCCAAUAUGCCGGCCGAGCUUCCAGCACCAGUUUUCAUAAAGGAACUUGCUCUUCAUGGAGUCCGCACCCUGGUUACGUGGUUGCGGUUCCUGCUUGUUGCUUUCGUGUGGUUAGGAUGGUUGCCAUGGUCCAUGCGAGCCAUCUGGCGAGCCCUCUUUUGGCUUGCUGAUGGCCGCUGGCCCAGUGGUGAUAGUACUCAGCGGCCUGUAGCAGUACCUGCAGACUCGUUGAUCAUGCAGCUGGCAGCUAAUGGGACAACUCCAGUGAAUCAUACAUUGGCCUCCAACCAUCCUGCUGUAUCGACGGCCGCUCAAGCUGAGGCAAGCGCACUACCUCAGGUCCUGUCUCCGGUUUCGUCGAUGCUCAAUUUCUCGUCUACUGAACCUGUGGCGCUCACGUUGGCAAAACGAGCCUUUCUAAGCCUGUUUGUCCCUGUUGUUUCGUCGGGUUCCGGUACAACAAACUCAAGCCAGUUUAAUACGACGAUCUCUCCACGUCAGCGGCAACCUUCAUGGCUGUCGAAUGUCUCCUUUCUGAACUCGCUGACAUCCUCCCCGACACUCAACAAUAUCGUUAUUGAUACGUUGGAAGGCCAGCUUAUUACUUUGCUGGUGGUGAUUUCUUUCAUCCUCGUAUUCCUGAUUCGCGAAUGGGUCGUUCAGCAACAACCAGCUGUCAAUCUUGGCGAGGAGGAACGGGAGGCAGUUGUUCAGUUGAUCGCAGAGAAUCAGAACCGGGCGAACCAACAAGCAGAGGCCCCUGUAAACGGACAAGAGGCCCCUGUACGACCGAAUGACGACAACUCUACAGGCACUCGGCCAGAGCCUGAAGCCGAGGUGAAUGCUCCUCAUCAUGAUCGCCAGCUUUCUCCAAUG
Molecule: messenger RNA, 1170 nt
Organism: Rasamsonia emersonii CBS 393.64
Lineage: Eukaryota; Fungi; Ascomycota; Eurotiomycetes; Eurotiales; Trichocomaceae
Product: RING finger membrane protein
Exons: 1
Cellular component (GO): endoplasmic reticulum membrane
Molecular function (GO): zinc ion binding
Source: RefSeq, a predicted model, not a curated record